This is a messenger RNA of Anthonomus grandis grandis, 1162 nucleotides long. RefSeq names its product replication termination factor 2. The coding region runs from base 170 to 1045 and encodes 291 amino acids. Lineage: Eukaryota; Metazoa; Arthropoda; Insecta; Coleoptera; Curculionidae. The transcript has 2 exons. Gene Ontology annotation, biological process: mitotic DNA replication termination; site-specific DNA replication termination at RTS1 barrier. Gene Ontology annotation, cellular component: nucleus. The record is from RefSeq and is a predicted model, not a curated record.
CAAUGUCAUCUAAACAGCUGAUUCUUGUUUGUGUGUUUAAUAUAAGUGCAUCAUUUAUUGAAGCAAAAAUCCCUUAAUUACUGGUCUGGAUAAGGAUAAUAAUCAAUAGUAGUAUUAGUACUCAUUUUUGUGUCCAUAUUAGGCAAUUCUUGGCAACUCAGCAGCCACUAUGGGUUGUGACGGCGGUACCAUCCCUAGAAGGGACGAACUGGUCAAAGUAAAAAAGAAACCCGAACAAAAAGACAAAGACGCCGAACUGGCCGCUCUUUGGAAAUGUUGCGCCAUAACCCAAGACGUACUUCAGGAACCGAUAGUCACAUGCCACCUGGGCAAACUUUACAACAAAAUGUCCGUGAUCGAAUCACUGUUGGACAGAACCAACAUGCCCCCGCAAUUCAGGCAUAUUAAAAGCCUAAAAGACGUGAAACUCUUAAAACUCACAAAAAACCCGGAAUUUAAGAGGGACGAGGAUAAAAAGGGCGGCAGCGUGGACCACAGGGGUUCCCCGUACAUCUGUCCAGUCCUAAGUCUGGAAAUGAGCGGGAAAUUCCGGUUCGUCGCCAUAUGGAACUGCGGCUGCGUGUUUUCCGAACGUGCCUACAAGGAAAUCGGCACCAAAAUAUGCCACAAGUGCACCGAACCCUUUGAGGAGGAGGACGUGGUGAUCCUCAACGGAACCACUGACGAGGAUCUGCAACUGAUGACCGACAGGAUGCAGAUCAGGCAGGCCAAGAAUAAAAAAAAGAAGAAGAUCAAAAGUGAACCCAGUGAGGAGGUACCAGCGUCUGGAUCAAAGAGACCUUUAGGGAAACAACAACAACAGCAGGGUGCACUAAAGAAACUCAAGAGCCUGUCGAAGAUCGGAAACGUCAUUUCCUCGGGAAAAGUGACGAAAAUGGAGGAGAUCAGGAAGAUGAGCGCGCAGUACAGCAUCGCCGACGACCAGAAGGCUUCGGACGUCUACAAGUCCCUGUUCACCAGUCACAAGUCGGAAAAGGAGCAGGACCGGGCGCAUUGGGUCACUUACAAUCCGUUUUAUAAUUAAUUCAAUAAAUUUGUCCCCUUAUCAACUUAUCAUCGAUUCAAUAACAAAUAAAUUUGAUAACGUUCAUUAAAACAGCGAGUGAUUAUGAUAACGUAAUAAAAUUGUUUUUUUUCUCCA